AUGAAUAUACCGAGAAAAAGGUCCAAUUCUAAUAGUAAUAAGAAAUCAAAAGAAAAGUAUGAAAUACUCUUUAAAAACGAAGAAAAUGAAGAUUUUCGUGUAAAUGUAGAUAUCGUUCAUGACAUCACCAAAAGUCUUAACUCAAUAGUUUUGGAAUCAUUUGAGCUAGAAGUAUCUAAGGUAAACUUUGAGCAGUCAAUUAUUGUCAAAAAGAACUUUGAAUUGCUCUUAAAGGAAUGCAUUAAAAGCAUAGAACUAGAAGAUACUCUGGAUGUGAAGAAAAUUGCCAAUGCAUUAAAAAUGAUAUCGCUGGUUAUGUAUUGCUUAUUGAGGAAAUCAAAUGGCACAGUUGAACAUAUUUUGGAACAUGAAGAUCUUAAACUUUUAUUCAAAAGAUGUCAUGAAAUCUUAGACAUGGACUUACCGGAUUCAGUUCAAGAUAUCUGUUUAAAACUGUUACUAAUUAUUUUAACUGGAGUGGAUAAUCUGAACGAGAAUCUGCUUAUUGAAUAUCUCAUGAUUGAAAACUUUUUCGAUUCUCUUAUUAAGCUUGUAUCAAGCCACACGUCCUCAAAAACGUCGGAUAUUGGAAACGAUGUUGUGUUAAUAAUCAUACUCUUGGCAAAUUAUAGAAAAAAUGAAUGUACUAAUCCAUAUAGUGUUCAACUGUCGAUAUUUGCAAACGAGCCAGCAUUAAACUCUUUUGCUUCAAUCAUUAAUAAUAAACUUGUUGAAUUCUCGCAUCAAUAUGCUUCUGUGAACAUUGACUCUCAUUCAAACUCUUGGUUGACAUCCUUAUCUUCUUUGCGAAACAUUUUUAUAAGCGAUGACGAUAGCGAUAAGACCAGCACUAUUCGAGCAAAUAAUCUCCAGCUUCUUGCACUCUACGAAAACAUUCAUCUCAAUCGAAACUUUGUAACAACUUUGGCUCAUACUCAAAAUGAAUCAAAUCCUCCAUCACCUAGUAAUACACUUCAAAGCUCUUCAUCGGCAUCAAAUCUUUCAUCAGUAUCUGGAAACUUUCAGGAUGUUCAGCCUACAAACUUGUUUGUUUCAUUGUUUGAAUACUGCUCGAUUGUGAUGAAAGAUUAUAGUAGGACAGAAUCAAUUGUAAACACCAAACUCUGUUUUAUCAUUUUGACGUGUAUUUCUGAGGACUCUUACGCAAAUAGCUUAAUGCAUGAUGAAAAUUUAAACUUUAAGGUUCAAAUUCAUAGAGCACAAAUGAGAUUAAGAAGAUUGCCAAAAGAGAAGGAUGCAAAACCAUUGGCAUCGACAUUAUUCAACUUAUUAAUUGAAUUUAUUGUUUCGCAUAUGACAAAAAGAUUUCCUAUGGAAUUAUAUCUUUUAUGCAUUGGAAUAAUUCAUCGAUUAAUGGUUUAUCAAAAAAGAUACUGUGUACGUUUAAAUUACAACUGGAAAUCUCUAUGGGCAGCACUUAUAAAUCUUCUAAAGUUUCUAGUCUAUCAAGAACAGUAUUUAAUAAAAAAGCAUAACAUCUUUAUACUCGCAAAUCAAAUCAUUAACAUAUUCAACUUUUUCAUCUCGUUUGGAGAUACAUUUUUGAGAACGACAAUUAUGUAUGAUGAGCUUUAUUAUGAAUUAAAUCGUGAAGAGAAAAUAUUCAGUGAAACUCAUGCUUUUGUGCUCAGGUAUAGUGCUAUGACCGACUCUGAACAUAAACAGGACGUCCUCAAGCUUCUCAACUCAUUAGUAAAUAUUUUAACAAUCAUAAAACAUUUUCAAAUAAAAAUAAAGGAAUGGUUAGUCAGUAAAAAUUUGAAUUCACCUAGCGAAGAACAAGUCUUAAGCAUUGUUCGAGAAAAUUAUGAUUUAACAUUAAAAGUUAUAGACAAUUUGGAUUCCUAUGAAAGGUACAAUGAACAAAAACAUAGUGCUUUUUUCAAUACGAUCGUAACAGAAGUUAUUGGAGAUUUAAGGAUGAAAAAUUGUCAUAAAUUUUUAAUAGAUUUUGUAAAUAAUGUAUAA
Chironomus riparius is the source of this 1989-nucleotide messenger RNA. The record is from the annotation of a GenBank genome assembly. NCBI's taxonomy places the organism in Eukaryota, Metazoa, Arthropoda, Insecta, Diptera, Chironomidae.